UCUAGGUCCAGAAGCUACAACGAAUGGUAAUGGUAGUGGUGCAGUGGUUUUUAAUGAUAUGUUAGAUUGGUUAAAAUCUGAUUUUGAUGAAUUGGAUUUACAAACAAAAGAGGGAGCAGUAUCAAUUUCACAAAAUACAAGAUCAAAAAAGAAACUUUAG
This is a messenger RNA of Didymodactylos carnosus, 160 nucleotides long. NCBI's taxonomy places the organism in Eukaryota, Metazoa, Rotifera, Eurotatoria, Philodinida, Philodinidae. The record is from the annotation of a GenBank genome assembly.